Lytechinus variegatus (green sea urchin) is the source of this 3841-nucleotide messenger RNA. It is a transcript of the gene kif2a, whose product is annotated as kinesin-like protein KIF2A. The transcript is spliced from 18 exons. The coding region runs from base 134 to 2254 and encodes 706 amino acids. Lineage: Eukaryota; Metazoa; Echinodermata; Echinoidea; Temnopleuroida; Toxopneustidae. Gene Ontology annotation, biological process: microtubule-based movement. Gene Ontology annotation, molecular function: microtubule motor activity; microtubule binding; ATP binding. The record is from RefSeq and is a predicted model, not a curated record.
UUCAUUUUCAUUUGAAUUGCAUUGCGGAGCGAGCCGACACCUUCUCUACUGCUCCUGACCGGUUUGUUGUUUCCUGUCCAAAUCAUCUUUAUAUAUUUGAUCUUACAUUACAAGUUGAAGAAAUAUAAUAACCAUGAGUGACGGAAGUUCUUUGCGAGUUGGAAUGAACGUCGAUAUUCAAAGGAGUGAUGGUAGAGUACAUUCAGCUUGCAUCAGUGGUAUCAACCCUGGCACAGACAGUGUAACAGUGGAAUGGUUUGAGAGAGGAGAUACCAAAGGAAAAGAGAUUGAAAUCUCCGCCAUCUUUGCCCUGAAUCCUAACCUAGCAGCACCGGCGGAGCCCCCUCCCCCGGCAGCAGCCCCACCCGCCCAGUCACACAUCCCAGCACCCAAGAGUAGAAUCAGUAGCGCGAAGGCAGCUCAUCCAGAAUCCAACAGACCUUCAGCUAAACCAACCCCAAGAGAAACAAGAGGGAGUAAUAUUUAUAGGACAAUACGGAGAUCUGCCUCUUCAGCAAAAUCUCGACCCAGCAUCAACCAAGCAGCCCAUAAUGGAGAUAUUCAUGUCGCCCCUGCUGGCCCAUUGGCCAAGGCUCAGAAAGAGUCGGCUCUUCCUGCAUCCCGACGGAGGUCAAAUGUCGUGAAAGAAGUGGAUAGAAUCAAGCAGCAGAGAGAAGAAAGAAGAGCAAAGCAAGCUAUUCAGAUGGAACAGAGGGCUAAGGAUGACGAUGGCACACAUCCCCAUUGGGAAUUCCUGAAGAUGAUCAGAGAGUUUCAAGCCCAACUUGACUUCAAUCCUAUAUCUACAACCGACAAGGUUGAAGACCAUCAAAUAUGUGUUUGUGUGAGGAAAAGGCCGCUAAACAAGAAAGAACAAAACAAGAAGGACCUGGAUGUGUUAACAAUGCCCAGCAAGGAUAAAGUACUGGUUCAUGAGCCCAAACUCAAGGUGGACCUUACCAAAUACUUGGAGAAUCAACUCUUUAGGUUUGACUAUGCUUUCAAUGAGGAUGCCACCAAUGACAUGGUCUACAAAUUCACCGCCAAGCCUCUUGUACAGACCAUAUUCAACCGAGGAAUGGCCACGUGUUUUGCAUAUGGACAGACAGGAAGUGGGAAGACACAUACGAUGGGUGGAAACUUUUCAGGGAAGAACCAGGAUGUAACGAAAGGAAUUUAUGCCCUGGCGGCAGCUGAUGUAUUCAGGCAUCUGAACAGACCGGAACACAAAUCAAAGGAAUUAGCCGUUCACUGCAGCUUCUUUGAAAUAUACAGCGGAAAGGUGUUUGAUUUGCUGAAUAAGAAAGCCAAGCUCAGAGUUCUAGAGGAUGGCAAACAACAGGUACAGGUGGUAGGAUUACAGGAACGAACCGUCAAAAACACAGAUGAGGUACUCAAGCUUAUAGGAAUGGGUAACAAUGUAAGAACAUCCGGCCAGACUUCAGCAAACCAGCAUUCUUCCAGAUCACAUGCAGUCUUCCAAAUCAUCCUAAGAAAGAAAUCGUCAGGAAAGCUUCAUGGGAAGUUCUCCCUUAUUGAUCUUGCAGGUAAUGAGAGAGGUAAAGACACACAGAGCUCCAACAGACAAACGAGGAUGGAAGGAGCUGAGAUCAACAAGAGUUUAUUAGCUCUGAAGGAAUGCAUCCGAUCCUUAGGACAUAAGACUGCCCAUGUACCGUUCAGAGCGAGCAAGCUGACCCAGGUCUUACGAGAUUCCUUCAUUGGAGAUAACACAAGGACAUGCAUGAUUGCCAUGGUUUCACCGGGAAUGAGUUCGUGUGAGCAUACGUUGAAUACGCUACGAUACGCAGACAGAGUGAAAGAGCUCGGUCCAGGCGGUCCCGAUGGCGACGACGACGAUUACCGAUCUCCAACCAAGAACGGUGGUAGCCCCGAAAGGAGUCUGUCACCCAGUAACAGUGAUCUGGCAAUGCUUUGUACGCACAACGAAGAGGAGGUGUCGGUGGAGAUGUAUACAUUCCAUGAAGUCAUGAACCAACUCCAAGAGAUGGAAGAACAAGUGGUGGAUUAUCAUCGUAAUUGUUUAGAGGAAUCAAAGAGUCUUUUAGCGGAGGAGGAACAGUUAUUAUCGAUGACAGAUGAAGUAGAUUACGAUGUAGAAGAAUACUGCUCUGGACUGGAAGCCAUCCUGUCAAGAAAGAUUCAGAUCCUCUCAGACCUGAAGGACAAAGUUUCUAAUUUCAGAAGUCAACUCUCAGAGGAGGAGAAAGCCAGUAAAAACAUCAAGAAAUGAACCAGUAACCAUGACGAUGUCACCCCAACUCUCCUUGAACACAUACCUGUGGGUCUGUAUUGAUUAAAAGCUUGCAAGCAAAAGCACCUACGCUUGCAAAAUAACUUAUUCAAAACUUCCAGGUAUUCAUCCCUAUCUGGCGAGUGCAGAUUACAUUAGUCUGCAUUAUCAUACCUUGUUAGUGGUUUACUGGAUGCAUCAAGCAAAACUUCACCUACAGUGUAUGUAGACUUUACCUGAAUAUUUAAGCAUGAAUUAUAGUUUUUCAAUUUAGAAGCAUACCAGAAGAUGUCUCAACGCAACUGAAAUAUGUGCAUUUGUGACAAUUUUUACCACUUUUACCGGACGCACCUAUCCGAACUUAUGUUUGAUAACUCUUAUUGAUUUAUAAAGAAGAAUUUUCACAAUGCUAGAAAAAGCAUUUGCUACUAGUUGUCGAUAAGCGCAUGUAGGGAAAUGUGAUCAGUACAUUGAGGCAAGCUGCUCUUGUAUUAAAACUUAGCGCUUGUUAAAUUAAAUUUAGGGAUUGGUAUUAUAAUCUGACAGGAUUUUGGAAUGAAAUGAAUAAGUUUAAUUAAGAUGAUGAGAAUGUCUUUUUCCACAUGGCAGAGUUGUUUUCCUGCUUAGUUUGGUGAAAAUAUUCUCAUGAAAAUAUUCUUGCUAUUUAUAUUAAACAAUAACUAGAUGCAGCAGGGAUGCAACUUAUAUUCAGUAAAAACGAUAAUUGCUAAGCUCAAUACGCGCCAGUUUUGAAAGUAUUGGUGUACUUAUUGAUACUAAAGUGAUGGUAUGAUUGUGUACAAAAAAAUUAAAGAAUAUGGAGAACCAAAUUUUUUUAAUUGUAUAGCAGUCUGUGUUUUUUUUUUCAUGGAGCUAAGAUUAUCAUUAAAUUUAAGUUAUGAAAUAUGAAUGUAGGCAAAUGUACUUAUUGCAUAAUUGAACAUGCAUAUUGUAUUCAACUUCCCUAAGGGUUUCAAUGUGUGAAGACAUUCCUAGCAAAUCAAGUGAUAUCUCGUCCCCAGACCCUUUUUCACAAAAGUUACUAUUAUGCUAACUUUGCCAUCCAAUUGUUAACUUCCAUGAAAUCCUUGAUUCUGAUUGGCUGUUGAGUGCUGUAACCAUGGUAGUUACCAUUGACUUGCAAGGUUAUGAUAUUAGUAACUUUUAUGCAACCGGAUACAGGCGAUAUCAAAGGGAGUUGUUUGAAGAAAAAAAAGAGAAACAUUUGAGUCUUUCUUGCAAAGAACACCUUUUAUUUGCCAUCAAGCAAAUCGAUUAAGCUAGCAAUCCAAAAAGCAGUGAUUUUUAGGUAUGAUGUUGGGUCAUUCGUAAUUAUACUUCAAGCACAUCAUUGAGAUAUCAGCACAGAUUUUCAACUUCACGCCUUGUUAUCAUUUGAUAAACAAUAUUGUACCAUCUUAGAGAUUCGUCUGUUCAAAUAAUGCAUAUCAUAGUAAUACUUAGUUCUAAAUGACAACAUUUUUAUAGUCAAUAUUCAUAUAAGAAAUUAGCUUUAAAUACUGAAUUACUGGAGAUUCUGUGCAUAGAUAUUUUACAUUCAAAAUGUAUAUAAGAUGCAGUAAAAGU